GCGAAGAGGCGUCGUGUAGUGUAGUGGGCGUGGUCAUGUCACCCAGCUGAUCCAACAUGGCGAAACGCAUGUUUGUUUUGAGGAGACCUUAACACUGAAGUGAUGUCAAGAUUGGGUGUGGUGGUUGGGGGCUCCCGUGGCAUUGGAAGAGCAGUUGCCCAGCUGUUGGCACAAAGAGGCAAUCGGGUCGUGGUGAUUUCACGGAACCAGGAGACAGCACAGGCCACAGCAGACACACUUUCUGGAGGAGAACAUGUGGGACUUGGUUGUGACGUUUCAAAAGAACAGGAGGUCCAGAGAGCAUUCGAUAUCAUUGCAAAGACCUGUGGCCCUGUCGGAUACCUGGUUAAUGCAGCAGGCAUCAACAGAGAUGCAUUGUUGUUAAGAAGUAAAGCUGAGGACAUGGUGUCUGUUCUUCAAACCAACCUGCUUGGCUCCAUGCUUACUUGUAGAGCUGCAUUACGGAGCAUGCUCAGUAAAGGUGGUGCAAUCGUCAACAUAGGUUCAGUAGUAGGUGUGAAAGGAAAUGCUGGUCAGUGUGUGUACAGUGCCAGCAAAGCCGGCCUUGAGGGAUUCACACGCUCCCUGGCCAAAGAGGUCGCCUCUCGAAACAUACGAGUCAACUUGGUAGCUCCAGGACUCAUUCGGACAGAUAUGACAGCAGGACUGAAUGAGGAUGAGGAGGUCAAGAGAAUUCCACUAGGUCGAUUUGGUGAGCCAGAGGAGGUGGCACAUUCUGUUUUGUUUCUCCUGGAGGCUCCGUACAUUACAGGACAGGUUCUACUAGUGGAUGGAGGACUGGCCAUGUAGUUCCUGUAUGUAUUCAGUUGGGAUCAUUGUCUAAGGACCUGAAGAUGAAAUGAAUGGAAUAUACACUAUAUCCAAAAGUAUGUGGACGCAUGACCGUGGGAUUGUUGGACACUGUUCCAAAACCAUAUUAAUAUGAAGUGUUGCCCCCUUUUAGGCAUGUUAUUCAUCAAGAUUCCUGGGGUGUGACUGAAUAAAUCUGUGCCCAUUUAGUCAGUGGAGCAUCUGUGAGGUCAGUCACUAACAGUUGCAACACUGAACAUUCUAAUUCAUCCCAAAUAUGUUUGAUGGGGUUGAGUUCAGGGUUCUGUGAAGGCCACUGGACAAAUUUUCAUUCAACAUUAGAAGCAUAUAAACAAUUUUAUAGACCAGCUAGCAAUGAGUGUGGUUGAAACACCUGUGUUUUUGGCCAUAUAAUGGAUAACCUCAUUUGUUUUAACUAUUAUGUGAUGUCAAGGAUAUUAAGAAGUGUGUUAAAAAGGCGACCACUGUUAAAUACUGGUUCAAAGGGCUAAAUACAGAAGAACUGAAGCAAAACGCUUUUGUUUUAUCCUUCAUUCUCGUGGGGGAAGUUCUGCUCAGCCCUCGUCACAUGCUCACAGCUGAGCUGGAUUAAAAUUGGGUUCAUUUUUGGCUCAUGGAGUGAUUUUGAGGGUCGGCGUAUAGCUGCACACUCAUUCUGCCGAAGGAUGGGGGCAGAAGGUCAAUGUGUGGAAGAUCUGAGUUGCUGCCUGAUGUCAUCUGCUGUUCUGCUUCCAGCCUUGUGACGCCACACAUAUUAACCCACACAUACCAGGAUGUACAUUCACAUUUAUGGCAUUAGCAGACGCUUUUAUCCAAAGCGACUUACAGUAUACAAUCUAAGCAAUUGAGGGCCCUUGGUCAAGGACCCAACAGUAACAACCUGGCAGUUAACUGAUAGGCUACCACUACCACUGAAUGUAACCAUGACAGAUGUAACCAAGUGUAAAACCAAGUGUAAAACAUGACGUUAAAAUUCUAAUAAACAAAAAAACAAACAAGAAGACAGUAUGUUCCAGCUUUAGUUCCUCAGUAUUUAGCCCUUUUGAUGUACACCAAUGACCAAAACGCAGCUGAUGCCUUCCCCCAUCAACAGUACCCCAGACUCCCAAAUGUAUGUGGACAGCUGACCAACAGCUUGUUGGACAUCCCAUUUCAAAACCAUGUGCACAAAUAUAGUUUAGGCCGCCCUUGCAGCCAUGUCAGCCUCCACAUGUCUGGAAAAGCAUUAUAUUAGAUUUUGGAGUGCAGCAAUCUAGUCAAAACAGCAUUUUCUGAAGUCAAGUGCUGAAAUUGAAUGAGAAGGCCUGGCUUGCAAUCAGCUUAGCCAGUUCCUCCCAAAGGUGUUAAGAGGGUUAACGUCAGGGCUCUGAGCAAGCUACUGGAGUUCAUCUAGAACAGACUAGUCAAGCCAUGUUUUCUUAUGUACCUGGUUUUUAUGCUGGAACAUUUUUGGGCCUCCUGAAACCAUUAGAAGGGGUGUCCACAUACUUUUGGCUGACUGGUGUAAUAAUUUGCAAAUACACAGUGAAUAUGUAAUUUAAAAACAGGUCUAUGUCCUUCUGCCAUGAGAUAGCAGAGUAGCAAAGGUGUAUAAUAACAAAGAACAAAUACUUCCAUACUGUUCCUAAGUAAGUUUUUGUGGUAUUUGUACUUUAAUUGAGCAUUUUAAAAUAAAUAAAAAAUAAAUUCUAAAUUCUUAAAUAAUUAUUUUAUUAUUUAAAUCAUACUCAAGUAUUUCACGCUGGAUUAUGUCAUUUUUCAAACCAUUAAAAACCACAUAGCAUGCCGCUCUGGAACCAGAGCUGGGAUCUCGAAUACAUCGUAUCGAAUCUCAGCUCUGCCUGCCGGCUAGGCUGAGCGGCCGCAUGAACAACGAUUGGCCUGUAGUUCAGAUAUGGGCGGGACUAAGCCGGAUGUGGUCUCUCUUCCAUGACUGGUGCAAUUACGACCUCUGCUGGCUGAUUGAUGGCGCCUGCACAGAGAUGAGAAAAGAGUGCUCUCAGGAUGUGUCUCCGUACACAACGCUGAGCUGCACUGCACUCGUCAAAGUGUAGGUGAUAAGAUGCAUACGGCAUGCUGCCCACGUGUCGGAGGGGGCGUGGGUUAGCUUCGUUCUCCUCAAUCAGAGCAGGGAUCGGCAUUGUUGGAGAGGAAGCAUAAACAACAAAAAAAACACAUAGCAUUAAAAGGUACAAGUAUUAUACGUAUAUUACAUGGUCAAAUGUCACAUAAUAAAAUGUGUCUGCAUAGUUAUGGUCUCAAAAUGUAAAUUUUGUCUUAAAGAUUUGUGUUACUGAUAGCUCAUUUUACUUUAAAGUACUGGGUGUUUAAUACAAGUCUGUCAUAUCACACUAUAUGGACAAAAGUAUUGAGACACCCUUCAUAAUUAUUGACCAUAGGUAUUUCAAACACACCCAUUCCUAUCAGAUGUAUAAAACCAAUUAUGUAAAAUAAAUUAUAUGCCUCCAGAUAUGUGGCAACAGUUUGGGAAAGGCCAUUUCCCUUUUCUCUAGUAUGACUGUUUUCCUGUGCACAAAGCAAGGUCAGUAAAGACAUGGUUUGGCAAUUUGGUGUGGAGAAGCUUUACAGAGCCCUAACCUUAACCCUCCUAAACAUCACUGGAAUGAUUUGGAAAGUUGAACCAGAAGGUCUUGCUCGCUUGCUUGACCUCACAAGUUUUUUGAAUUAUGAAUAGGCAUAAUUUACAAAAUGUUGUGGACAGCCUGAGUAGUAAACGAGUAAACAAGAGGGUGGUGUCCAACAAGCACAUUGUAAGGUGUCUGGAUGCUUUUGGCCAUAUAGUGUAGCUCACGUUUGUUGUAGGUAAUCAUGACUGGGAUUUUAGUAUUGGUUUUACUUUUUUUUCUGAUUUAACAGCAAUCAUAUCAAAAUAUACCUAACGCAAAACAUUUUCUGUAAGUACUUUUACACUGGUACUGGUGUACUGCACAAUAUGCAGGAAAUAUUCUACCAUGCUUAGUGGCAUAAUGUAAUACAUAGUAUUCAGUAAAUGCUGAUAGGAGUUUGAAAGUGGGUUUAUUAGUAAGGAAAUGGCUGUAUCUUGACGGGCAGAGUUCACUGAACAGGGUGGUGUCUGAACAGUGACUAAAAUGACUACCAAAGGGCUAGAUCAUUUUUCAACAAGAAUGUACUGACUCAGCCUGAUUCAAUCAAAUUCUGGUAAGUGGUGUUGCAACAGGUUGUGUUGAUGAUGAUUAUGAAGAUGGAGAUAACCAGUAAUCAUAUGUCAGGAGACAUCAAAUUUUCAGCAUGUAAAAAAACCCUAAAUGUAAACUUUUGCUGUGUAAUAUUAAACGCAUGUUAGCAUAUUGUUUAAUCACAAGAUGAAACUGUGAAGAGACAAAAUCAAUGAGUAAAUAAUAAAAAUAAUGAUAAGCGCUUAUGAAACUACGUAUAUUGUUUGACAUUGUGAAUGUAUUAAUGUAAAACAUUUCUAAUCAGUGAAUCAAAUAAUUUACUGAAUACAAAAUGUACAGCUGUUUAAUAUAAAUGACAUGAUUUCAGGGUCUUAAGUCUUGCUAAAUCA
Messenger RNA from Trichomycterus rosablanca, 4378 nucleotides. It is a transcript of the gene cbr4, whose product is annotated as carbonyl reductase 4. The transcript is spliced from 6 exons. The record is from RefSeq and is a predicted model, not a curated record. Gene Ontology annotation, molecular function: oxidoreductase activity, acting on the CH-OH group of donors, NAD or NADP as acceptor. The coding region runs from base 103 to 810 and encodes 235 amino acids. NCBI's taxonomy places the organism in Eukaryota, Metazoa, Chordata, Actinopteri, Siluriformes, Trichomycteridae.